AUGAAUGUAAUUGAAAACAUUAAAAGUGCCAAUAUUGAUAUAACGAAAGAAAAGCAAACUUUAUUAGAAAUACUCAGCUUAGUCGAAGGCAGCCAAAAAAGAGCAUUAAAGAGAGGUUUAGAGCCUAGAAAAAUUGAAUAUGCUUAUAAAAUUGAUCAAGACAUGCCUUUAGAUCCCACAAGCAUUAGCCAAAUUGUUUAUUUACCUUUUAAAUAUAUAGGGAAAAACUUAGAAGUUUACAUCCGCAGAGGCCUUUUAAAUAAUUCUACAAAAGUUUGCAUAAAAUACUUUUUGUUUUCAUCACCUGAACUCAUAGGAAUUUUUGAUAAAGAAAAAAAGCUAACAAAAUAUCUCUCAGAGAAGCACCCAUGCUAUUUAAAAUAUUAUGGAUGAUUUAUUGAUAAAUGGCAAAUCGACAAUCAAAUUCAAAAUGUCUAUGCUAUUCUGACAGAAAAUUUUAAAAUAACUCUCAUAGAAGACAUAAUGCUUCAUUCAAAACACAAAGAAAAAUAUACUCACAAUUAUUUUUUCAAAAUCGUUAAAGAUCUUUUGGGAGCCUUUCAUUAUUUGGAGCAACUUAAUAUUCCUCAUUUUUACAUAAGACCUCAUAAUAUAUUAGUCACCAGCAAGCAUAAUCUGAAAAUCAUAGGAUUCUACAACUUAGGAAUGAAUCUGGUAAGUAUUCCUUCUGAUGCAAAUAAUAAAAGUAAAACAUAUUGGGAGGAUUGAUAUUAUGCACCAGAGCUCGAGAAUAGCCAAGGGUUUGAUAAAAAUGAUAUUUAUUUGUUUAAGAUGCUUUAA
Molecule: messenger RNA, 801 nt
Organism: Blepharisma stoltei
Lineage: Eukaryota; Ciliophora; Heterotrichea; Heterotrichida; Blepharismidae
Source: the annotation of a GenBank genome assembly